This is a messenger RNA of Purpureocillium takamizusanense, 1161 nucleotides long. RefSeq lists its product as uncharacterized. The record is from RefSeq and is a predicted model, not a curated record. Bases 107 to 997 code for a protein of 296 amino acids. Lineage: Eukaryota; Fungi; Ascomycota; Sordariomycetes; Hypocreales; Ophiocordycipitaceae. The transcript is spliced from 2 exons.
GCUAGAUCCCCGUCACGACGGGUUCGAUCCAUCCCAUCUUUCUCGCCAGCCUCGUCAUGUCUUAGGCCCUGGCCCCCGCGCCCGCUGUAUCGCCCGCCAGCACGUCAUGAUCGCGCUCUAUGCCGCCGCGCUGUUCGGCGCGCUGUCGACGAGCGUCGUUGCGUCGUCGCAGGCGCUCAGCGCAGAAACCCUCCCGUCCUAUCACUACGGCGCGCCCAUCCACGUCGAGUGCAUGAAUCGCAGCUCUGAAACCGGCGAGCACAUCGAAGACGCCAACCACGAGCUGCAAUGGGUGCCGUUCCCCCUCUGCAACGAGACGGGCAAGCCGCUCGAGUUUCACUACGGCACUGAGGGCGAGGUCAACUGCACCAUCCCCUUCGUCUCCGACCCCUUCUUCCACCUCCUCGAGUUCUACAUCCACAACGACGCCCCCUUGUCCUGUCGCCUCCCCGCCCGUCCGCACGGGCACGUCGAGGUGGUCGGCGAGGAUCCGCCCAAGCAGGAGUAUAUACCGCUCGUAUUUGCGCUCGCCGGCACGCUGCAGCUGAGCCACAUGCACAUCAGCACGCACAUGAACGUGCUGCUGCACAGCACGCCCAAGCACCAUCUACGCCCGCACGAUAGCGGCGUGCUCGACUCGGGCGUCGCCUACAGCACCAGCCCGCUGAGCCACAUGGAGGGCACGCAAAGCCGGCGCCUCAUCAUCGGCGACCCGCUGCCCCUGUCCUUUUCCGUGCGCUGGUUUCCCACGCCCGCGCUGCCCAAGACGGAGGGCAAGGUGGAGUGGCAGGGCGUCGGCGGCCACGUCUACGCGAGCACCGUCUUCUACAGCAUGGUCUCGUUCGGCGCCGGCGUGUGCCUGGCCGGCAUGUACACCCUGGGCGUGGUACUGCCGCGGAGGCUGAAGAACAGAGCGCUGGGAGGGGCCACGCCGUUGGGAUACGGCCUGAACGGCGUGGGCAACGGCUGGGGCUACGCGUCCAAGAGGAUAGACUGAUUGAUUACAUGGAAAAGGUACGGGGGCAUCACGACGACAUGUAUGAUUUUUGCGGCGUUGUAUGGCUGUGUAGGACUAUCUAUUGUGCUGGACACCUCCUGGCGUAGAAAAACAUUAAUACCGUUGCCGCUGCGCAUAGGCCGCAAGCCAUUUACCAACGCGAC